Messenger RNA from Mycotypha africana, 3270 nucleotides. RefSeq lists its product as uncharacterized. The transcript has 10 exons. Gene Ontology annotation, molecular function: ATP binding; protein serine/threonine kinase activity. Bases 1 to 3270 code for a protein of 1089 amino acids. The record is from RefSeq and is a predicted model, not a curated record. Gene Ontology annotation, biological process: signal transduction; protein phosphorylation. Lineage: Eukaryota; Fungi; Mucoromycota; Mucoromycetes; Mucorales; Mycotyphaceae.
AUGGAGGAGCUUGAAGCACGUACCAAGGAAAUUCAGUCGAAGAUUGAACAAAACAGUCGAUUAAAAGAGAAGGCCAUCGAGCUUCGCCAAAUGUUGACCGACAAAAACGCGCAGCUUCAAUGCGAUACCCAGAUUAGAGAAUGCCAACGGUAUAUUGAUUAUUUUACAGAGGAACUAUAUCGUUUGAGAACGAAAAGCCAUAGAGCAUCCAUGAUAUCUAUGCAUUCAUUGCAGCACUUACAGAAAGAAUCGUCAGUUCAGUCAGACGCACCCACCUCUUCUACUUCUGCAACUGCUGAUAACUCUGAUGCUACAGCUUCUAUUCUUGCAGGGAGUACUGUUCACUCUGAGGACCACACAACGCUUAAUCAACCAUUAGUCACUUCGCCGACUCAGUCUUUACAGUCUUACUUUCCAAAAAUGACCCCACAAACCUCCGAGGACAGCGACUCCCGAAAGCAAUACACUAAUUUGGAUCUUUUGGAAGCAGACACGCCCAUUAAUCGUGCUAAAGUGUCAUUAAAGUUACAUGAAUUGGAAUAUAAAGUUGAUGUAGAGAAAAAAGUGCAAGAGGGAAUAAAAAACCUGUAUAGCAUUCUGGAUAGUUCUUCAACAUCAUCUGCUGCAGAUAGAAAAAGGAAACAGGAACUUCACGAGAAGCAGUUAGAAUCAGCCGAGAAAUUAACGUUGCUUAACAAUGCUGUGAAGAAGUAUAAGGAUCUAUAUUUAGGCGAAGAGGAAGAUGACGAAGACGAUGUUAAUAUUUUGUUAGAUAAUACCCAGAAAAAGGAACCAGCAUCAACAUCAACAUCAACAACAACAACAACAACAACAACGUCCGAAUCUUCAAAGUUGGAACGAUUGGAAGUACGUCCUGUAUAUCGUGGAUUACCAGGUGCACGCCGUCCAGUCACGGGUAUCCUUCAACUAAAAAUCCUUGAAGCGCACGAAUUAGCCCAUGCUCCUACACGUAUGUUUCGCGAUCCCCAAACUACUGUGAUGGUUAAAAUCGAUGGCAAUAUCCAAUACCGUACACGUCCUUCUAGAAAUGAUAAAUGGACAGAUUCAUUUGAGAUGCACGUUGAUAAAGCAACAGAAGUUGAAUUGUUGAUUUACGAUCAAUCAGGCGACCGCACAUUACCUAUUGGUUUAUUAUGGUUGAAAAUAUCUGACAUUGCUGAAAAUUUACGUAAACAAAAAUUGGAAUAUGAACAACACGGUAAUAAUUGGGUACCGGCGGAAGAAGUAGCACAACAACAGGCUUCAUUAGACCCACAACAACAACAACAACAAAGUAGUAACAAAGCCUUAAAUGCAUCCCAGAGUGCCGAAAACAGCAAUAGCAAUAAAAGAAAGCAGGCUGUCGAUGAGGGAAUUAGUGCGUGGUUCGAUGUGGAGCCAUUAGGUAGAAUUUAUUUGAAAAUCAAUUUUGUACGUGAAAAUGUGAAGAGAAGGCCUUUAGAUAAAUUAGGAAGAGCAGGUGCUGUACGUGAGAGAAAGGGAGAGAUUCAUGAGAUGAACGGGCAUCAAUUUGUUGCUAGACGCUUCUACCAUAUUAUGAAAUGUGCUUUAUGUGGGGAUUUUAUGGCAAAACUUUCUUUUCAAUGCGAAGACUGUGGUUUGGCGUGCCACAAGAAAUGCUACAAUCGCGUAGUGACACGGUGUAAGUCAAGAUACGGUGCUCAUACGGAUCACGAUGAAGAUGAACUGAAGCAUCAUAUACCACAUCGUUUUGAAUCCUUAACAAUCAUUGGCGCUAACUGGUGUUGUCAUUGUGGCUUCAUGCUACCUCUAGGCUUGAAAGGAGCACAAAAAUGCGCAGAAUGCAAUGUUGUAUGCCAUACAAAGUGUGCUCCGUUGGUACCUGAUUUCUGCGGCAUGACAAUGGAAAAGGCGAAUCUGAUGCUGAGUGAAAUGAAAGCAGCCAAUAAACGACGAACCUUUCACUCAGAUAGCUUACCACCCUUUCUACCUGAUAACCAUCAAAAGCCAUUAUUUGCAUUUUCGUCAUCUUCAGCAGCAAACAAUACCCAACUACAAUCGCAGAAGAAAGAUAGUCAUCAACCAACUACCAGCAUUAUUACCCCACAACCUUCUACCUCAACGCCUGUUUCCACUAAAGUUCAUUCAAACGCAAGCCGAUCUGUAACUGUAGCUCGUGACCAACCGUCCUUCCAAUCGUUGACGAGCACAUUUAGUCAAGCCUCGAUCAAUGAUGCCUUAUCCCGGCCAAAUACCAAAAUUACUACACCUGUUCAAGUGAACAGAAAGGUUGGUUUGGACGAUUUUAAUUUCCUAGCAGUAUUAGGCAAAGGUAACUUUGGUAAAGUCAUGCUUGCCGAAGAAAAAUACACGAAUGAGCUCUAUGCCAUCAAAAUCCUAAAAAAGAGAUUUGUAUUGGAUAAUGACGAAGUUGAAAGUACACGAUCUGAAAAGCGUAUAUUCUUGAUUGCCAACGAGGAACGACAUCCUUUCUUAGUCAACCUUCAUAGUACCUUCCAAACCGAAACCCGUAUCUAUUACGUAAUGGAAUAUGUGAGUGGUGGUGAUCUAAUGCUACAAAUUCAAAGAGAACAGUUUUCGGAAGUGCGUGCACGUUUUUAUGCAUGUGAAGUUUUGUUGGCAUUAGAAUAUUUUCAUAAACACGGUAUUAUCUACCGUGAUUUAAAAUUGGAUAAUAUCAUGCUAUGCUUAGAUGGACAUAUCAAAUUAGCAGAUUAUGGUCUUUGUAAAGAAAAUAUGUGGGGCAACAAUACUACAAAUACUUUCUGUGGCACACCAGAAUUUAUGGCACCAGAGAUUCUAUUAGAGCAUCGAUAUGGUAAAGCAGUUGAUUGGUGGGCUUUUGGAGUUCUCAUUUACGAAAUGUUACUUGGUCAGUCACCGUUUAAGGGUGAAGAUGAAGACGAAAUUUUUGAUGCUAUCCUAGAAGAUAAUAUAUUAUAUCCUAUCAAUAUGUCGAAAGACUCUGUUUCAAUCUGUGAAUCUUUACUGGAGAGAAACCCUGAGAAACGUUUGGGUGGUGGAAAGGGAGACGCGCAGGAAGUUAAAGGACAUUCAUUCUUCGCUGGUGUCAAUUGGGACGAUAUGUUGGCCAAACGUGUUCAACCACCAUUCUUACCAACUGUUAAAGGAAGAGCAGAUACAUCAAAUUUCGAUGAAGAGUUUACUAGAGAAAUUCCUAUACUGACACCCGUCAAUGCUAUGUUAACGCCGAACGAGCAGCAAGAAUUCGCUAACUUCUCUUACGUCGCUAACUGGGCAAUUUAA